AUGGCCGAUUUGGGUGAAAUUCGGAGAAUUUAUGACAUUCUGGAUGAAAACGCAAAUGGAAUGGUAAGCGUUGAUGAAAUGUUCGGCUUCAUUAACAAGCUCGGAAUACCAAUGUCCAAAGAAGACCUGAGAUGUAUGCUCAACAACCCUCUUCAGGACGACCUGCCAUUUGAGGAAUUUGUUGAUUUUUAUCAAUCCAUCUUCAAUCACCAAGAUGACGGAGAAAAUGAUGAGCCCGAUGAUUUGAUGAAGGCAUUCAGGGUUUUUGAUGAGAACAAAGAUGGGUACAUUUCUUGUAACGAGCUUCAGAAGGUGCUGUCCACAAUGGGAUUGAUUCCGCGGGGUCAAGAUUCACAAAACUGCGAGAAAAUGAUAUGUAGAUUUGAUUCGGAUGGUAAUGGAGUUUUGGAUUUCUCUGAAUUCAAAAAUAUGAUGUCCUCUAAGCUUUCCCCUCAUGUUGAUGAGGAUCUAUAUACAUAG
Molecule: messenger RNA, 480 nt
Organism: Cryptomeria japonica (Japanese cedar)
Lineage: Eukaryota; Viridiplantae; Streptophyta; Pinopsida; Cupressales; Cupressaceae
Product: calmodulin-like protein 3
Exons: 1
Coding region: 1-480 (159 amino acids)
Molecular function (GO): calcium ion binding
Source: RefSeq, a predicted model, not a curated record